Molecule: messenger RNA, 1933 nt
Organism: Ctenopharyngodon idella (grass carp)
Lineage: Eukaryota; Metazoa; Chordata; Actinopteri; Cypriniformes; Xenocyprididae
Exons: 4
Coding region: 286-813 (175 amino acids)
Biological process (GO): immune response; cell surface receptor signaling pathway; negative regulation of T cell proliferation
Cellular component (GO): external side of plasma membrane
Source: RefSeq, a predicted model, not a curated record
GCCUACACUGGAUGAGAGCAUCACUUCAAAAGCAUAUAGAACCCAUUUGUAAUCAAAGACGCUGUAUAGCAGUAUAGAUCUUUAUCACUUACUUUAAAAACGUACGUUUUCAAAAAUUAACAUAACUGCUUCAAAAUUACACAGACUGAAAACCCCCACUCGAGGUAAGGGCGGGGCUUUGACUUCAUCCCUGGACCUGUAUCGCCCUCCUACGAGAGGCGGCGCUACUUUCACUUUAGGGAAGGCGCUUUUUUUAAAAACUUAGUUUGUAACCAGAGAUGCAGUAUGAUGCUGUUGUUGACGGCUAAUUCUGAGAGGAACAUGUACCGACGAUGCUGUUUCAUCUAUCUGUUGGUACUGUUAAUAGAUACAGCCUCUCUGCACAGGUUGGUUGAAGGCGUUGAAGGAGGCUCUGUCGUUUUGCUGUGCAGCAAAAGCAGCACUGUACUUGAAGAAAAACAUCUGACAGUUCACUGGAGACACAACGACACCAGGAAUGUAUAUGAUAUUAUCCAGGGAGAAGUUUCUGUAAAGGAACAAGACCCAGCGUACAAGAACAGAGCUGAAGUUUUAUCUGAAGAGCUCAAGAAGGGCCAGAUCUUUCUCAAACUCACCGAUCUUAAGCUCUCCGAUAGAGGAACGUUCCUCUGUUUUGUUCCGGAUUUGAGACUUUAUCACAGUACUCAACUGGUGGUCAAAGAACGACCAGUAAAAGAAUACAGAGCAGAUUAUGUAAAAAGCCAUGGUGGAACAAGCCUGGGAAGGACUCUGCACAUCCUACUUUUAUCUGGAUUCAUUCUGCACUUUAUUUGAUUCUGCCCAUUCUAUUGUAAAUUGAAAAACAAAGCAAACCAGGCCAUUGGGCCCCAUUUUUGUGGUGUUUGUUAAUAGAUGAUGUGCUGCACUUCUAAUCUUUUUAUACUACACAAUGCAAAUGAAUAGUACAAUUAAAAUUUUUUUUUUUUUUUAACAUAAAACAUUAUUUAAAGCUAUAAUGAAUCAAAGAUUUGUGUUCAUUAAUGAAUGAAUGAAUGAAAAUGUGUCAUUUUUAAACCUGAAUGAAAUUAUUUCUUCUGCUGAAUACAAAAUAAGAUAUUUUGAAGAAUGUGGGUAACCAAAGAGUUGGUGACCAGCAACCCACAUUCUUCAAAAUAUCUUAUUUUGUGUUCAGCAGAAGAAAGAAAUUCAUUCAGGUUUAAAACAACUUGAGAGUGAGUAAAUGAUGAGAGAAUUUUCAUUUUUGGGUGAACUAUUCUUUUAAUGUUAAUACAUUUAUUAUUGUUAUCUUCCUACAGGUCCAUCUGAACUGUUAAUUUUAUUUUAUUAAGUAUUUCAUUUGAUAUUGUCCAUUUUGUACACUUACAUUUAUUUUUUAUAUAAGAAGAUACUGUUUAUCUUAAAAAAAGUUAUUUUAACCGAGGGACCCCCAAAUAAAAUUCUGCUUAGGACCCUAUAGCUUGGGCCGGCCCUGAUCCUACUUAAUACAGUGAGCUUUACUGUAAGGUAUGGAGUCGUUUUGAAUCUGACGGUAACCCUCACAUCAGUUGAGUAUAACAUGCACCGACGGUAAGAGUUUCUCAAUAUAAACUAUUCGUUUUUGAGUUUAAUAACAGUCUCAGUGGGCUUUUAAGUCUGGGACAUUGAGUGAAUGUGUCAUUUAGACAACAAUAUAUUGGAAUCGUGAAAAUUAACCAUGGUUACUACACUUUUACUACAGUAAAAUUUAUUAAGGGGUGGUAGAAUGAUAGUUAAUGUUGUCUCAAACAUAAUGAUGACAAAAACUAUAAACAAGACACAAGACAGUGCACACUUCUGUCGAAUGUCGUGCAUAGAAAGUUUCUCGACCCGUGUCAUUUAUCACUUAUUCGAACCAUAGAGCUGUCAGCCGCUCUGAUCUGGAGCUGUCAAAGUGUGUCACAGAUGUUCGGAGUGA